Messenger RNA from Toxoplasma gondii ME49, 2453 nucleotides. RefSeq lists its product as hypothetical. The record is from RefSeq and is a predicted model, not a curated record. Bases 229 to 1593 code for a protein of 454 amino acids. NCBI's taxonomy places the organism in Eukaryota, Apicomplexa, Conoidasida, Eucoccidiorida, Sarcocystidae. The transcript is spliced from 3 exons.
AUUCUGUUAAUGCAAACUGGAGGUCAAAGAAUCUAACGAUUCUUUCGAAGGCAAAACGCCUAAUGACAGCAUGAGGAGGUCCCACUAAUACUGCGCAACGUUCGAUUAGUAAUGUAGUCAGCAUGACCCCUUACACAACAGGACCACGCCAUUUGUUUAGAGACGCCACACUACUAAAAGCCACUUCGAUGCCUUUUUGGUUUUUAUAUUCAUCACAGCAAUAUCUGAAUGCCGAAAUUUUUCAUUUUUCAUGUGCAACGGAUGAGACCCCACGAGCAUCAGUCCAGCAUUCAAGCACGACGGCACAGAAGCAGCCCCGGCUCCCUGCCGUUCCCUUCGUCUCUUCAUAAAACAUCUCGCGUACUUGUAAAUAUAUGCAACUACUUUAAAAUGAGAUAUAGUUGCCGAUGUCGAGAGUGUGGCUGGUUGCGGGUUGCCGGCUGUGUCGUGGGGUUCGUCACUUCCUUGCUUUUGCCAGUAGCAGCGUUGGUCGGACAGCAGCGUACAGGAGUAGACGGGCGUUUCCGAAUGAAUGUUCCCAUCAACUCAUGGACAACAGUGGAACGCGCGUGCCUUGUGGGUCUUCCCAACAAUCUAGUUGUUGAUGCCAUGCCCACAGUGGAUGCCAGGGGCGUCCAGAACAUGGUGGUAACAGGGCCAAGCUCACGACUAUGCCAGUGGCUGGCAGACCGUGUCCAAUCGCACAACGAUCAGAGGGGUGCCUGGCAAAAGGCACUUUUGAAGGAGAAGUCAAAAUACGGUUGGUGGCGUGUGUGGACGCGGUUGGCGCUCUGGCAGAAGGAAUUCCCUUCCCCACGGAUCAUCGCAACGGUGACGUACUUCGAUUUUACCGAUGGCGACGCGAACCCAUUGGCGACUCCUUGGUUUUCAGCAAUAUUCACGUAUGAACUUCCGCCUCCGGCCGACAGUUUUGGCGUAUUCGAUCAUCUUGAAGGGAGUUUCGCGUCGUUUCCUGGUGCUGCGCCCAAAGAAGUCACUCUGCUUCUGAAUCCGUCUUCCACUUUUAACAUGGUGUUGCCAGAAGACCGGCCAAAUGAACCACCGGACGUGAGUGAUGUUUUCAACUUUCUUGGGUACAGCAGCGAACAAAAAGAACAGACACGUGCGUACUUCCACAUCAAGUUUAACGAUAUUGGAAGCACUCCGGUUACGUUCAACUUGAAACUCGCAGACUUCUGGAGCUAUGGAGGAGACUGCAUAAUAAAAGGGAACUUCCUUGUUACUUGGAGCGAAUACCGCACGCCAUGCUCACUGGUUCACGAGGUCACCAACAGCAUGGUGACAGCGUAUCUCGCUGACAAGGUCGAGGCCGUCAAGUUUAUCGCACGAGGAAUCGAUUUUUUCAGUAAUAUUGUGCCGGGCAUCGAGGCCGUUGUUGACAAGCCUCACUUGAUAGGACCUGACGGGAAGCCGGUGUUGGAUUGGUCCAACAAAUGGGUGAAACUAGGAUUUUUAAGUGAUCCUCUCCUUAAGAAGAAGCUCUCUCGCGCAAAGAAUUUUCUAUCUCACAUCCGCGCGCAAAUGGCUGUAGGAUUGUCUGAGGGCAUUUUGAAUCCAGAAAAGGUCUUCUGACGUGCAUCGUAGAUGGCACGCAUGUGCAGUCUUUCCCAAAGGAGGAUGAUCUUCCUUUUCGGCUGAGGGCAAACUCCUGAGCUGUUUAAAAAACGUUAUAGUUAGAAGCUGUCUUUCUCCACUGUAGAGAGGCACUCCGCAACUGUCGAGUUGUGUUUACCGUCGAAUCAAUGCAUAUCAUUGGCCUGUCCCACCAAAGUCUCGUGUGUAACAAACUGUGAUUCACGGCGAGCGAGGUUGCGCGGGAACGACUUCAUGGAUUCUGCAGAUCACUCAAGACGCGUUCUUCCACAUCGUAUGGGUGGAGUUGUCGGUUUGGCGCUGCCUUGGAUUGUCCCUGGUUAACUGUGCUGAGUGAUCUGCACAAAUAUUCGUCAUUUUAUGCAGUCGCACACCGCAUCGUUUAAGCCAUUACAUCCUCUUUCUUUGUGUCGACGCCAUGAGUGCGUUCGAGCAGUCUUAGCAAAUACGAGGCAUCGCCGCAGUCCGGAAAAAACUCUUUCUCGGUGCAGUUUGCUAAAGGGGUUGUGUCAUUGACAAGAAUAAGGGAAUGUAGUGUCAUUUUGCGUUUUCUCUGUAGGCCCACAGUAAGUGGAAGCAUGCGUAGGAUCGUUUUGACCACUCUCGUUUCGUAACGGAAUCGUCUCUCGGCUUUCAGAGGCUCUGACCUUGUUGUGGUGCCGGAUUGUUCCAAUCACGAAGCAAAAAAGACAUAGAAACGGUGUUAGCGAUCGAGGAAGAAGAUCGGGGAGAAGUGUAAGAAUCCAGCGAAACCGAAACGGCAUUCGCUGUUUCAUAAGAACACACAGAGUCGAGUGAAAGGUGGACUUAGAAGGAAGUGGUGUGCCUACGUCGUACUC